AUGUCGAGUAUAGCGACAACGAGAAGCGCCAUUGUCAUCGGUGUGGUCUGUCCUAUUAUAGGCGGCAUACUGGUGACUGCGCGGUUCUGGGUGCGGUGGCGUCGCAAGAUCAAGUGGAGUAUUGACGAUUGGUUAUGUUUGGCUGCUUGGGUUUGUACGACUGGGUGUUGUGCUUCUCUGUUGACUGGUGUAUACAUAAACGCAUUCACCAACGAGCCUGAUGGUGUCACCAAAUGGGUAAUGGAGAAAGAAAACAUUCUCGCACGGUGUGCAGGUGCACUCGUCUUAUUUUGGACAACGGCAAACUUCCUCAUCAAAAUGACAAUGUUGUUCUUCUACCGCCAGAUCUUCAUUUGUAACGUGUCCAGGCGUUCCAACAGCUUUUUGAUGGGCUUAUGUAUAGCGUGGUUCGUGUUUUCGAUAACUACUUGGCUGUUCGGCUGUGGUCGCCAUAUCAGAGAGAAUUUCCAGGGAGGUUGGAGGGUUUGGAGACUGAAGAUGGAUUUGCAUAAGAGGUUGGGAGUCAUUGUCGUAUUUCUGCUUGGCGGAUUUACUUUUGUUGCCGGUCUGAUCAACAGCAUGAUUCAAGCCAUCUAUCUCAUCAAUCCUUUGAUGUUAGUGCUUCUUGGAGAAGAUCAUCGCACCUAUGACGGUCCAACCAUGCUGUUUUGGAACUGGCUAGCGCUCGAGGUCGGUAUAGGUUCAAUCGCAUGUAAUCUUCCAUCGCUCUCAUUUCGAGUGGCAUACAUUUUGCCUCGAGCAAUAAAUCAGGGAUGGGUCGCAGCUCGGACGAGGAUUCACAAUGCCCUAACAACUCAGGGUCGGGAGGAACGGCAGAAUUUCGCAACCAUGAGAAACGCACAAAUCAAAGAGGAUCAUUCGAUAGAGUUGACUGAACCACCGAAGAUACACCUUUCAGCCUAUCGAAGUGCGCGAUACAAACAAGUUACUGAGAGAAAACGCAAAGUUGCAAGGAUGAAAAGGAAACGUUACCAAGAGAUUGAGGAUGUCCCCGGAUUUCAGCAACUCGGUUAG
Molecule: messenger RNA, 1035 nt
Organism: Glarea lozoyensis ATCC 20868
Lineage: Eukaryota; Fungi; Ascomycota; Leotiomycetes; Helotiales; Helotiaceae
Exons: 8
Coding region: 1-1035 (344 amino acids)
Source: RefSeq, a predicted model, not a curated record